AUGUUUGGCGCAGCGUUGGCAGCGAGGAGGAAACGCUUCAAACUCCUGCACAGUGCUGUCAUUGCUCGGGGCCUCCUGCGCCUUCAUGGGCUCACUGUCUGCUGGACCAGUAGCCGAUUUUAUUUUGGAAGAUUUUCAGAAGUUCCACAUCGAUGUGUCUCUGGUGUCUGAGCACGUUCAGUGUGUCCUUCCAGCCUCUGUGGUCAUCAGCAACAUCAGCACAGGAAGCCGCACCAUCCUGCAUAUGAACAGGAACCUUCCUGACAUCACAGCAGAGGAUUUCUCCAAAGUUGACCUCCAUCAUUUCAACUGGAUCCACUGGGAGGGCCGAAAUGCUGAAGAACAGGUGAAGAUGAUCCAGCAGGUGGUGAUGUAUAACAACACGUUGCCAAAGCAACAAAGAAUCACUGUCUCCGUGGAGAUAGAGAAGACCAGAGAGCCACUGUAUCAGCUGUUUUCUCGCGGUGAUGUGGUGUUUGUCAGUAAAGAUGUCGCUCGUCACUUCGGUUUCCUGACAGCCGAAGCAGCUCUGAAAGGACUCUACAGUCGGGUUAAACAGGGGGCUGUCCUCAUAUGUGCCUGGGCAGAAAAAGGAGCGGAUGCUUUGGGUCCUGACGGUUUGCUCAUUCAUUCAGACGCUUUUCCUCCUGAAACUGUUGUUGAUACUCUCGGAGCCGGAGACACUUUCAACGCUGCUGUCAUCUACACACUGUCCAAUGGUGGGAGUUUGCAGGAUGCUCUGACCUUUGGCUGCAGAGUCGCCGGCAGGAAGUGUGGUUUCCAUGGUUACGACAGCAUCAGCAAAAAGUUCCAAGAUGACUGAGUAAAGAGUUAAAAAUGGUGAACGAUUCAGAGAACUAUGGUUAUCUCACACUGUAACCAUGUUUGAUAAUUAACUGGUUAUUGAUUGAUAAUGAAUUGCUAACAAGCUGCUAAUAUGAUAGUUAAGUGUUAAUUAACUGUGUGAUGCUGUGAAUUUAAAUUAAGUAACUUCUUGUCCUGAUAAGUUUUUUUUAUUUUUUUUAAAUGUCUUUUUCUUUCCUGAUGAAAAUAAAAUCUGUCAUGCUGAUCAAUAAUUGGCUGAAAUGAAA
Morone saxatilis (striped sea-bass) is the source of this 1091-nucleotide messenger RNA. It is a transcript of the gene khk, whose product is annotated as ketohexokinase. NCBI's taxonomy places the organism in Eukaryota, Metazoa, Chordata, Actinopteri, Moronidae. Gene Ontology annotation, biological process: fructose metabolic process. Gene Ontology annotation, molecular function: ketohexokinase activity. The record is from RefSeq and is a predicted model, not a curated record.